This is a messenger RNA of Rhizoctonia solani, 1488 nucleotides long. Its product is annotated as glycosyltransferase family 25 protein. The record is from RefSeq and is a predicted model, not a curated record. NCBI's taxonomy places the organism in Eukaryota, Fungi, Basidiomycota, Agaricomycetes, Cantharellales, Ceratobasidiaceae. The transcript is spliced from 2 exons. The coding region runs from base 1 to 1488 and encodes 495 amino acids.
AUGAGUGAACCGUAUCCGAAUACGCAGUAUUGUUGGGGGCUGCUCGUCGGGAUUUCGGUCAUGAUCAUGUAUUGGCCAAGUCAACUCAGAUAUCGUGGUCGGUACCAAACUGCCAGGACUCGGUCGACACAUGCCAGGGAAGAGCUCGCACAAGUCGCCCACGUGACAAGGGCUGAAAUGAGCAAGCGAGCCCCUGUCUUCGACCCCCAUUGCGCAAUGGCACUUGCCGGAGUUCAUACGCAAUGUUAUUUCCUCUGGUUACUUGCAAUCUUAUCCAUCACCUAUUGCAUCGUUGGAUUAAUUGUAUUCUUGAGACCCCACCCGCUCUUUCCGAUACCGAAUAGUACCGAAUAUGAGGCGCAGUCUGGUCUGUUUACGGAAGCCGAGGGGAAUGUUCCUGUGCAACAUUCUACCCCGCGCAUUUACAUGCUCAACUUACCUCGACGUACCGAUCGCCGUGAGCGAAUGAUGAAGCUUCGGGCAGCAACCGGACUGUCGUGGACAUUUGUGGAUUCAACGGAUUCCAAUGCAGAAAUCGUCACCCAAAUCAUGGAGCGUGUGAGAUGGAUAAGGGCAGCCGCGCAUCUCCACGCCAUCGACUCAAAUUUUCGUGGAUGGUGGAGCGAUCAUCACGAUGUAUUCGAAUGGAGGCAUAUGUCCAAUGAUUCUGAAUCUGAACCAAGUUCUGAACUUUGGGAACUUGCGCGUUCUGACCCGGCCUCUGCGGACCAUACCCACCCCCUGCCUGUACCCCCUUCUAUUGAUCAGCGCCCGCCCUUGGAAGUAGCGACCAGCCGCAUCAUUCCCCGUAAUGGCGAGGCUCAGGAUUCCAGGCAGACUCUAAAGAAUAAUCCCCUAUUCAAUACAAGCACAAACUCUGCUCGGACCGCCACCCGAGGUGUGACGAAUACCCUUACACCUCGCUUGCCUAAACUUCCCUACUGGCGUGUCCUGACUCGAGCUGCAAUUGCAUGUUGGCACUCUCAUAUUAGCGUGAUCAGGGAGAUCGCGUUGGAAACAAUCCAAGCCGGCACUUCCGAUGCCGGCGUCAUCAUCCUAGAGGAUGACAUUGACAUGGAAGUAGACAUACAGCAGCGCAUUGGUCGUCUGUGGGAAGCCUUACCGCCCGACUGGGACAUGUUAUUCCUUGGACACUGUUGGUCGGCAGAGGGCACCUACCCGCCCCUCAGAUCGCAUGAUCAACUUCACCCCUCACAUUCGCCCAAAUGUACUCACGCUUACGCAAUAUCCCGAAAAGGCGCAAGAAGACUGGUUGAACUACUCAGGAAACCAUCUGUGGCAUACAGCCGGCCACUGGACACCGCUUUCCUGGACUUGAUUCGGUCGAACCUGGUCAACGCAUAUUCAGUUCACCCGAGCGUGGUUAUCCAGACUAAGAAUACCCCUAGUGAUAUCUUCCCAGGAAACGGUAGCAGAUGGAGGGAUAUCCUGCAAAUGCCAGCAUUGAAAGGUUCCGAAAAGAUCUGA